AAUACAUCGCAGUUUAUGAUGAAAGCUAGUAAGUAACUGACUAACUGCAAUCGUAUAACUUUAGAUUAUCUCAAAGACACCCAUCAAAAUACAUCGAAAUGAACGUCAUAGAUCAUGUACGGGAUAUGGCCGCUGCGGGGCUACACUCAAAUGUUCGGAUAAUGAGUAGUUUACUGCUGACAAUGAGCAAUAACAAUCCAGAGCUGUUCUCACCAUCCCAGAAGUACCAGUUGCUGGUUUACCAUGCAGAUGCCAUCUUCCAUGACAAGGAGUACCGUAAUGCUGCUUGCAAGUACAACAUGGCACUGCAGCAGAAGAAAGUGCUCAGCAAAACGUCCAAAGUUCGCCCAUCUACCGGGGGAACGGCAUCCUCCAUACAGUCACAGGUGUGCAAGGCUCCCAACUCUGUCAAUUACAACAUAUUAGCAACAAGCAUUCAUGUCAUUAAUUUAAAAUGCACAUUUGACUGACCUGCUCUACAGAGAGUAUACAGUGCAUUCAGAAAGUAUUCAGACCCAUUCACUUUUUCCACAUUUUGUUGUUAACCUUAUUCUAAAAUUGAUGAAAUUGUUUCUCUCCCCCCCCCCCCCCCCCCCCCCCACGUUUUGAAAAAUGGUUUGCAAAUGUAUUAAAUAAAAAACUGAAAUUAC
This is a messenger RNA of Oncorhynchus mykiss (rainbow trout), 650 nucleotides long. RefSeq names its product Anaphase-promoting complex subunit 7 (gene apc7). The record is from RefSeq and is marked provisional. Gene Ontology annotation, molecular function: protein binding. Lineage: Eukaryota; Metazoa; Chordata; Actinopteri; Salmoniformes; Salmonidae.